Messenger RNA from Daphnia carinata, 1646 nucleotides. RefSeq lists its product as uncharacterized. The record is from RefSeq and is a predicted model, not a curated record. NCBI's taxonomy places the organism in Eukaryota, Metazoa, Arthropoda, Branchiopoda, Diplostraca, Daphniidae. Bases 387 to 1460 code for a protein of 357 amino acids. The transcript has 5 exons.
UUGGCACAAGUAAGAUGGGUUUGGAGACGCUGUGGCCACAGUGGUGUUUGUGUUUGAACCGGUGAUUUCAAGAGCUCUUCGAGCAAAUUCUGUCCCUUUGGUUACACAAUCAAAUGCUUUUGGGUUCCGGUGGUCAAUCGAACGCAUUUGACAAAAUAUCCACCGUGUUCGAAGCCUUCAACAGGAUUACAGAAAGGUGUGCAAUUACAGUGUCUAGUUUGUUUUCUGUUACAGUUGCGUAUUGUAACACGACCUUCGUCUCGCCAUUACCGAAUGCCAUUCAUUUGCAAUAUCAGAUUGAGUCAUCAGUGUUCCACGAAUUCUAUGGUGUAAAUUUCACUUGAUUGCCUGCUCCAAUCUGUACGUAAAUAGAAAUAGCAACCACAAUGGAAUCGAGUUCCCCUCAAUGGGACACCAUGCUUUUUGGAAUAGAGGCAGAAAAACUAGUAGGCAUCAAAGCAGUUUGGAAGUAUUUAAAUGCUUGUCGUAGAAAUCUAGUCCUGGAAACCCAAAAAUUCGAGUCAGAAAAGCGAUUGUACGAAUCUGACCGCGCAGCAGCUUUGAAACAGAUUCAUCUCGAUUUACAAUCGAAAUUCCAAUGCCAAUUGGACUAUUUAGUCAGUAAAUUAGAUGAAGCUUCCAUUCUAUUGCAGUCGAGAAAACUAAAAAUCGCCAAUCAAUCACAAUACAUAAACUUACUGGAAGACAAGCUCAGAAACGAUUUUGGUGUUGAACUGCCAGUUAUUAUGGAAGAGAUAAACGAAACUCCUCUGGAACUGCCACAACUGAGUGUUUCAUUAGACAGCGCUUUUGUGGAUGAUGCGAUGGAACUCCAUACGUCAGUGGAACCGAGAAAGAAUGAAAAACUUUCUUACGAAAACCGAAUUUCUCAGCUGGAAGCGGAUGUUAUGCGACUUGAACAAGAACGAGACCAGUUGAAAAUUCAAUUAAUUUCAGAUCAUCACCCAGAAUCCCCCGUGCAUACAGAACAAGACGUCCUCUUGCCAGUGUCGCUACAAAUUAAAGAACAAGAUGAUUACAAGGAACCAGGAAAUCCAGUCGCUGAGCCAUUUGAUAACGUAAACGCACAACUAGAUACGUCAGAUUCCAGCGGACUAGAAACGGAAGACUCUACGACGAGUGUCACUCCCCCUUUGGAUUUCUUGGAUGCAAAUGAAGAAAUAGUUAACGCUGUUAAAACUUCUUCCUCACAAUUUAGUGCGGCACAAACAUCGUACUACAAAAUCCUUAACAACUCGUUGAAACCGUCGCAAUCCGCUUGGAUACAAACUGAAUUGCUAGAAACGUGCAACACUAAUCUCCAAUGUCUAGAAGCAAUGCUAUUCUAUUUGAAAAGCGGUUACGAAAACGCUGGGUUGAAAAAGCUUGUUCAAGAUUUGAUGAAAAAAUGGGUGAUGCUUGAUGCCAAACUCUUCCUUCUUGUUCAGAAGGGAAUCUAACAAUGGAUCGAUCUGCCAAUACAUUGCUGAAAGUAAUUUAAUUAGCCUCUCAGGGCAUGUCCCGUUGUAGUUAAUGGGCUUGAAUUGAAACAUAACAGGAUUUCUUUCAUUAUUGUCAUUUAUGUUUCUCACUAAAAACUUUGAACGUUCUACCAAAUAUUUCUCUUUCACUGUGUCCCGUUUAGC